ACCAACAACAAAAAAAAAUAAUAAUAGUAAUAACACAUCCCCUCAUUUGCUUCCUUCUUUGAUAUCGAAUCCACUCUGGUAAAACAGCAACAACAAGAACAUUCAAAACCAGGAAACUACAGGAAAACAACUUUUAAAUGUCCCAGUCAAACUUAUACCCAUCCUUGCCGGGAGAUGACCUGCGUUCACAAACCCAGGUCGAUUCUCCAAGGGUCCUUGUCCAUGAAUACAAUGGCAACUUCAACCAGGCAGAGGAAAGAAAGACCAGCGAUAGCACCAAUAUCAACAGCAGUUUGAUCACAACUGCUGUUGCAACAACAACAACAACAACAACAAUAGCAGCAGCAGCAGCGACAACAACAACAGCAACGGCGAUCGCAGCACCUUCAGCAACCGCAUCACGAGCUGUCACCACAACUACAACCACGUUGAACCCAACCAUGACCCUGUCAACCAACCCACCGAUCCCGCUGUCGACCUACAUUUCGCUUUCGCAGGUCGCGAUCUCUUCGGCUCUCAAGGUCGCUAUGGUAUCGACGAGUAUGUCCCUGGGCGUCGCAAGGACGAUCGUCUCGGGUCUGGAUACGGUCCUGGGAUACGCUGUCAAGGGCGUUGUCGGACAGAACGAUGAAGGCAGUCGAGGACUUUCACCAGCGUUUAUUGCCUCAUUACCCUUCCGCGCUGCCUUGUUGGGAAUCAACUUUAGCGAUAUCCUGGUCCAAACGAUUCUGGAGACCGUUGAUGGCUCCGUCAACUUGGCCCUCACCACUGUCCAGGACGGUCUAGAUCUCAUGGACACACUCUUCGGACCCGAUAGCACAUCCCAGACCGGCGAAACCUUCCGUGAGGUCUGGGCCAUCCUCAACCGCGAAUUCAUCCAAUCUGGCGACGGUGAGGGUGGAGCUGGCGGUUAUCCUGCCUUGGAGGGCAUGCGCCUCCUCAUGGCCUAUGUCGCGAUCCAGUUUGCGACCUCAGAGCAGUGGGAAACGAUCCGAGUCAGGACCCAGGGUCGUCUUAUCGGAGAGUGUUUGGAAUCCAAGGACGAAGAGCUGGGGUCGAGCACGGCAUGGAGCGCACUUGCGGCGUGGCCCGAGGAGUGGACCAAGGGUCAUCGUGGGUUGACGACCGAGGAGCGCUUGCAAGAAGAACGGAUCCUGGAGCUUCGAGAGCAGCGCGAGGGUCGUACUGCGGCCUCGUUCUCUGCUUAUGCGCCAGGCACGCCGUCGAUGAGAUCAGGAUCGCCGAACCCAGAGUUGACCAACUUUUUGGCAGCGUCUUACAGGUUCUCGAGGUUCUGCUCGGCGAUGUAUGGAUCGACGGCGUUAGAGUUCAUGGGCGCACCAGAGAGAUACCCUCCACCACCCAUCCCGGUCUCGACGGCUCCUUCGGCGCCACCAGCGCCCGCUAGUUUGCACACGACUCCGUCUGCGUCGCCGUUAGCUACUGAGUUGCCUCGUACGACCAGUACGAGCGAUCAUCACUUCCAUUGUUAUACCGGCACCCCCCUGGGUUCUAUCCUUUACUCUUCUGAUACCGCGGCGACGAUCCAGGAUGGCUACUACAGUCCUCGCUACUACCUGUUGGAUGAUGUCGAGUCCAAGCAGAUCGUGUUGGUUCUUCGUGGUACAAAGUCGUUGCAUGACCUCAUGAUCGACUUGACCUGCGAUGCUGCCGAUCUGUGGCUCGACCAUGAUACCACCCCGCUGGUCGAUUCUCAAGGAAACAUAGUCGACAGGGAAGCUCAGCAACAGCGAAGGAAGCGACCGUUCAAGGUGCAUGGUGGGUUCCUUAAGGCUGCGAGGACGAUCGCCUCGGCUGAUACGAUCGGUAUCCAAGAAAAGGUCAAGGCUGCACUCGAGUCACGACCGGACUAUUCGCUGCUGUUGGUCGGACAUUCCUUGGGUGCGGGUAUUGCAUCGAUCUUGUCGAUGCUCUGGGCGGAUCCCGCCACGGGCUUCACGCCAGAGGUGCCUAGCCAUUCCAGUGCGACUGCGACGACUGCUCCACAUGUGGGACUUGGACUGGCCUCUGGAUUGGGUUUGGGAGUGGAAGUGGACGAUGCGAGAGGACGACUUUAUUUGCCAGGAUAUCUGCCUCAAAACAAUGCCGAGUCGUUCUUGCCACCGGGUCGUCGUGUGAGGUGCUAUGCCUACGGCAUACCCAAGGUGAUGUGCCCCAGGAUGAGCAAGCGUGCCAUCAAGCUCGUAACAAGUCUCUCGUAUGGCGAUGAUGUCGUCGGACGUCUCUCGCUGGGAAGCGUUCGAAACAUCGGGCAUGCCAUGCGGGCCCUUCUGGCGAUGCGUCCGCCACCUCCCCCCUCGCCGCCAGCAACUCCGUCGCCCCCUUCUUCACCUCGAAUGGGUGCCACUUCGACUGAAAUAGAAUCCGAUAAUGCGUCGAUCCGGUCCAUCAAAUCGACGGUACGCUCGGGUCUGUACUCGACCAGCCCCUCGUCCUCACCUUCAUCGCCACCCCGGGCGUCGCACACUACCGGAGGACAUCUUCAUCCGCCACUUCAGCGUCAGCAUUCUUCGGAUUCUGUGCGGACGUUCCAGACGACGACGACGACUUCGCCGGGAUCAUUGCACCCGGAUUCACAGAAUACGGACAAACUGCUGUACAGGAUGUAUGCGGUCCCGGAGCCGGAACAUGUGUUUGACGAGAUGUUGUUUUCGAGAAGGAUGUGGUCGGAUCAUUUGCCGUUGACGUACGAGUUUAUCUUGGCGGGUAAGCAUGCGAUCCCGGUGACCAGCCCCGAGGCCCAGAAGGAAAAGGAGGAAAUUGUUGCGGCUUCUGCGAGAGGAAGUGUUGCUGUUUGAAAAUAAUAAUAAUAAUAAUAAUAAUAAUAAACAUAGUGAUAUGACUCCUACAAUAAAACGAGUUUGUAAAUUGAACCUG
Molecule: messenger RNA, 2898 nt
Organism: Gamsiella multidivaricata
Lineage: Eukaryota; Fungi; Mortierellomycota; Mortierellomycetes; Mortierellales; Mortierellaceae
Exons: 6
Coding region: 138-2819 (893 amino acids)
Biological process (GO): lipid metabolic process
Source: RefSeq, a predicted model, not a curated record